GCACGACCGUGAUCCACCCAAGAUGCCAAACCAUCCACGACUCACCCACACCAUCCCCGCAAUUGCUCUACCCCAGGCUCCAUAUUCCUCCGCCUCUAGUCCAGGCAAGCUGGGACUGCCAUAUGAUCUGAAUAUGGGAAUACUUAAGAGCCUUCUACGUCCCAAGAUGAACGGAUCAAGUUGAUCGUCCGACUCCUCUGUUCAAGGACAUCUCAUUUUCCCGUUCAACAUUUGAUUACCCAUCUCAAAUAUCAGAAUGGCGGAUCUAGUUCAAGAAUCGAAGGAAGUAAAAGCUGUUCACCUCGAGAGUGUGGCCCCUCACGACAAUGGCCGAUAUUCGAGCGAGGUGGAUGCUCAACGCGGGGCCGCGAUCCUGGAGGAAGAGGACCAGAUGCCACUGUGGUACAAUGCAAAGCUGCACUGGAAAGCACUUCUGAUCUGCAGCGUCUCAUUUACAGCCGGCAUGGCAUUCGGAUACGACACCGUUGUUAACGGAGCCUCAAUCUCCAUGCCCGCUUUCUUCCUCUACUUCGGCGACUUUGGUCCCACUGGCCCUUAUCUCCCCUCAAUCUGGACCUCCCUUUGGACCGCCAUGUCAGCACUUUGCCAGGCCAUAGGUGCCUACUUCGCUGGGUUCUUCUUGGAUCGGGUCGGGAGGAAGUGGCCUGCGGUUGGCGCUGGUUUGAUCACAGUUGUUGGGACAGCUGUGCAGUACACCAGUCAUAGCAGAGGUUCCUUAAUGGCUGGUAAGAUGGUCACUGGACUUGGGAUCGGCGUUGCAAUGGCUACUGGGACGAGUUAUGCUUCCGAGGUCGCGCCCAUCAAACUCAGAGCCCCAGUCCAGUCCGCGCUCGUCCUCUUCACAGUCUUCAUGCAAGGCGUAGCCCUGGGCAUCAUCCGCUCCUUCGUGCCCAACACCGCAGAGCAAGCAUUCCGCGACGUCUUCGCCAUCCAAUGGGCCGUCGGCUUCCUGUUGAUCCUCGCCUUCGCCUUCACUCCAGAGUCUCCUGUGUACCUCAUCAACAAGCACCAGCUCGAGAAAGCGCACAGGGUGAUGACGCUCAUCUACGGCAAGGAAAACGACCCGGAUGCGCGCCUCGCCUACCUCAUCAGGAUUAUCCGGGAAGAAAAUCACUCCGAGCAUGACCGCGGGACGUACUUUGAUUGUUUCAAGGGGACGGAUUUGAAGCGUACACUCACUGUUAUGCUCAUCUACACGGCUGCCAACUUCGCCGGCGCUGCUUUCCUGUCACAGUCGAUUUACUUUUUGAUCACCGCUGGUCUUCCAGCCAUCCACAGCUUCGAUGUCUCGAUCGGUGGCUUCGGAUUAGCGUGUAUCAUUAUCGUAGCCAGUUGGUUCGUAGGUGAUUACAUCCAUCGCCGAACCGGAUUCCUAGCCGGACUCGCUAUCAACUUGGUCUGUAUGUUGAUUGUUGGAUGUCUCUACUACAGCAAAGCAAAGGGAGCAUUAUGGGCUAUCGCUGUCGUAAUGAACCUGGACAUCAGUCUACAAACCUCUCUAAUCCAAGGGAUGGGCUGGCCCAUCGCCGCCGAGCUCUCCUCCUACCGCCUGCGCGCAAAAACCAUCUCCAUCGGCGUCAUCUGCCAGACGCUCUCGACCUGGGUGACCCUCUUCACCGUCCCGUACAUGUACAACGUCGACUCGGGGAAUCUCGGCGCGCGGACCGGGUUCGUGUUCAUGGGGACGACGGUGCUGCUUCUUGUUGCGGGAUACCUCAUGGUUCCAGAUACGACAGGCUUGACUGCUGAGCAGAUUGAUCAUGCUUACGAUCAGCGGGUGAGCCCGAGGAAGUUUAGGGGGUUUUUGGGGAGUGGGGGGUUUGUGGUCGAGGAGAAGGGUCUGGAUGCUUGAGGGAGGGGAACUUUCUUGGAGAGUAGGUUUUCUAUACUGAGAAACUGAAUGCAUAUUGUUCAGGGACGAUGCUUCUCAGCCAAGAAAGGUGACCAAUUCCUGAAUCACAUGACCAUUAUUAGCCAAUUAAGGUAACUACCCUACGAUUUGCAACUUACUGUGGACGGCAAGACAUGCAUGCUACUUUAUUCCCUCCGCGUGAUUGCCACCGUUUCAAAGCAUGGAAUCAAGUAGAGUACUCCAUUGACGAGCACCCCCUUGCAAUAUAAUUUCC
Molecule: messenger RNA, 2147 nt
Organism: Hyaloscypha bicolor E
Lineage: Eukaryota; Fungi; Ascomycota; Leotiomycetes; Helotiales; Hyaloscyphaceae
Product: MFS general substrate transporter
Exons: 4
Coding region: 257-1873 (538 amino acids)
Biological process (GO): transmembrane transport; carbohydrate transport
Cellular component (GO): membrane
Molecular function (GO): carbohydrate:proton symporter activity
Source: RefSeq, a predicted model, not a curated record